Mesocricetus auratus (golden hamster) is the source of this 8202-nucleotide messenger RNA. It is a transcript of the gene Nom1, whose product is annotated as nucleolar protein with MIF4G domain 1. The transcript is spliced from 11 exons. Gene Ontology annotation, molecular function: protein binding; RNA binding. Lineage: Eukaryota; Metazoa; Chordata; Mammalia; Rodentia; Cricetidae. Gene Ontology annotation, biological process: ribosomal small subunit biogenesis. Gene Ontology annotation, cellular component: nucleolus. The coding region runs from base 1 to 2571 and encodes 856 amino acids. The record is from RefSeq and is a predicted model, not a curated record.
AUGGUCGCUGCGGGCCGCGGUGGAGCGCACCGGCGCAUGGCUCGCCCGAAGCGUCGCGGCGGCGGCCGCGGUCCUGGUGGCGGGGAGGGGGCCCUGAAGCGGCUGCGGCUGGCCGUGGAGGACUUCGUGCGGGCUACCUCCGAGAGCGAGGGCGGCGAGGGCCGCGGCGCUGCGGCCCGUUCCCGGCCCGGCGGGCGAAAGAGCCGCAAGGAGCUCCGUAAGGAGAAGCGACACCUGAGGAAAGCGCGGCGCCUGCAGAGGACGGUGGGCUCCGGGACCGGGGACCGGGAGGGUAGUGGCGCCCUUACUGGCGUCGGGAAAGCUCCAGCGCCCUCGGAGGCGCGACCGACCCCCGCCACAGCGAACCCCGCCAAGGCCAAGGCGCCCUCCGCUAGCGUGAAGGCCACGGCGACCCAGGCUGAGGCCAAGGCGUCCUCUUCCCCGGCCACGGCGACCCAGGCUAAGGCCAAGGCUAAAGGUACUCCCGGGAAACCCGUCCCCGCCGCCGCCGCCGCCGCCCGGAAGCGGGCACUUCUAGCGGCCAACGAGGAGGAGGACCGAGAGAUCCGGAAGCUGGAGCGGUGCCUCGGCCUGAACAAGCGCAAGAAGAAGGGCGACGGCAGCUCGGUGCCGCUCAGCUUCGCGCGCGACGGCCUGGAUUACAUUCUAGGAGCCCUGGAAUGUGGGCGAGGCGGCGGCCUGUACGAAAGCAGCGAGGGGGAGGAGGAGGGGGAGGAAAAGGGGGAGCCUGCACAGACGCUCUUGGAGAGUGACCUAGAGAACAGUUCCGAGGAAAGUGAGGAGGACUCAGACUCGACGGCGCAGCAGGGGGAUCAGGAGGACGUGAGCCUGCAGACCGAGAAAGAAGCAGGACGUGUGAACACACUAGGAAGUAAAGGGAAUAAGAGAGUCCGUUUUGCAGAGGCCGUAGAAAAGAGCGAAAGUUCUUCGGAAGAUGACACAGGGCAUCAGGAGCAUGACUGUGCUGAAAGUGGUGAGAAGUACAUCCCACCUCGGUCGAGGGGCGAGGAGACAAUGGAUGCCCACAAGAAAGAAGAACUGGAAAGGCUCAAGAAACACGUCAAAGGCCUGAUUAACAGGUUGAGCGAGCCAAACAUGGCGUCUAUAAGUGGGCAGCUGGAGGAGCUGUACAUGGCCCACAGCAGGAAGCACAUGAACGACACCCUGACCGCCGCCCUCAUGGAUGCCUGUGUCACCACCUCAGCCAUGCCCAGCAGACUGAUGAUGGAGCAUGUCCUCUUAGUCAGCAUCCUUCACCACACAGUUGGAAUAGAGGUUGGUGCUUGCUUCCUUGAGGCCGUGGUGAAGAAGUUUGACGAUGUCUAUAAGGAUGGAGGUGAGGGGAAAGAGCUGGACAACCUGUUUACCAUGAUUGCCCAUUUGUACAACUUCCACGUGGUACAGUCUCUCCUCGUCUUUGACAUUCUGAAGAAGCUUGUUGGAACUUUUACGGAAAAAGACAUUGAGCUGAUCCUGCUGAUGCUGAAAAAUGUGGGCUUUGCAUUGAGAAAAGAUGACGCCCUGUCACUUAAGCAGCUGAUCACAGAUGCCCAGGCCAAGGCCAAUGGGGCAGGCAGCAAGUUUCAGGACCAGAACAGGGUACGGUUCAUGUUGGAGACGAUGUUGGCUCUGAAGAACAAUGACAUGCGUAAAAUCCCUGGCUAUGACCCUGAGCCUGUGGAGAAACUAAGGAAGUUACAGAGAGCACUGGUACGCAAUGCUGGCUCUGGUUCUGAGACUCAGCUCCGAAUCUCCUGGGAUGGCAUCUUAAAUGCAGAGCAGACUGGACGCUGGUGGAUUGUGGGGUCUGCAUGGAGUGGGACCCCAAUGAUCGACAACAGUCAUCAAACACAACUACAGAAGCCACUUGCAGGAACGGUUAGCUCCAAGAUGCUGGAACUUGCAAGGAAGCAGAGAAUGAACACUGAUGUCAGAAGGAACAUAUUCUGCACUAUAAUGACAAGUGAGGACUUCUUGGAUGCUUUUGAAAAGCUGCUGAAGCUUGGGCUAAAGGACCAGCAGGAGAGAGAGAUUGUUCACAUCCUCAUGGAUUGCUGCCUGCAGGAAAAAACCUAUAACCCUUUCUAUGCUUUCCUGGCUAGCAAGUUCUGCAGCUAUGAAAGGAGAUUCCAGAUGACUUUCCAGUUCAGCAUAUGGGACAAAUUUCGGGACUUAGAAAAUUUGACAGCCACUAAGUUCUCAAAUCUGGUUCAUCUGGUGGCACACUUGUUGAAGACAAAGUCACUUCCACUUUCUAUCCUGAAGGUGAUUGAAUUCAGUGAAUUGGAUAAACCUAGAGUCCACUUCCUACGGAGAGUGUUGACUGAGCUGUUGAUAGAAACAGAGGAAGAAGACCUAGGUUUAAUUUUCUCAAGAGUGUCUGAAAACCCAAAGCUGGGAAUGUUGCAAGAAGGCCUGAAGCUCUUCAUUAGCCACUUCUUACUGAAGCACACACAGACUCUGCAAAGUGCUGAGGAAGCCAGUCUGCUGAGAGAGAGGGCAGGCCUUGCAUCCAAGUCUUUACAGGGCAAAGCCAUCCUGAGAAUGUAGCCAAAGGAUAGGGAACAUUUGACCAAGAGAUGUCAUUUGUGAAUUCAAAGGUCUGUCCUGCCUCUGUAAGAGCAGGAGGAAUUAUGCCAUGAUCUGUCAUGGUUUAAAUAUUAUAUUUUCAGAUUUCUUUUUUAACCUAGGGUUAUACUGUGUAUUUCAAAUAUAUAUGUAUGUAUAUAGCAGAUCAAAAGGAAAGGGGCGAAAAGAUGGGGCGUUAAGCCAUGGGAACUGGGGCGAGAUCAUAAAUUGGUGACUUUUUUAAUCUUCUAAAAUAUUGGUUAAAAGUUCAGAGGCUAGGGCUGGAGAAACAGCUCAGAGGUUAAGAGCACUGGCUGGUCUUCUUGAGGUUCCAAGUUCAAUUCCCAGCAGCCACAUGGUGGCUCCCAACCAUCUAUGGCAGGCAGAUCUGUGAGUUCAAAGCCAGCCUGGCCUAUAUAGCAAGUUCCAGGAAAGCUAGAACAAAUUGUGAGGCCCUGUCCCAAAAAAAAAAAUGUUCAAAAGCUAAAUUAUUAACUGUGGUGAUUAACUGUGGUGCUUAGGAUCUGAUAUCUCCCAUUCAUCAAUCCCACCUUGGGGACUAUUUGGGAGAACAACUUCAGAUAGAUAUUGGGUAUUUGGUGAGAACAGAGAGAUGAACAUAUGUGACUAUAAAUGAUUGUGGUGGGUAAGGAAUUAGCAUGGGGCUCACUGGGGUACAACAGUCUGAGAAAGAAGGAAUGACCUUGGAUGUAUGAAUACUCUUUAUUUUACAGCCUUACAGUUUGCUUCUCUUUCAAGUGCUGUAGACUUGACUAACCACAAACUUCAGUUGUUGAAAAACAACUGAAUACAAGUAGAAAUCGGAGCGUAAGUCAUAGCCCUUCUGCUCAGCAGAGUCCUGUGUAGAAUGCACAUUCCAGGAAGGUAGGCACAGACCAGGGAUGCUGCUCCUAUGUGAGUCACCUCUUCUGUUUGAAUUUUAAAACAGUGUGUCUGUCCCUGUAACAGUGUGCUUGAGGUGACCAUGUGUAAUCUGGAGGUCUCCAUGCAGGUCCCUGAGGAUUGACCCUGAGGUGAACUAGCAGUGUCUGCUGCUGUCCUUGUUGCUAUGACAAGCACCUGGCAAGAGCAGUAGUAGGAAGGAAGGGUUUCCUGGGGCUCACACUGUGUAGGCACAGUCUGUCAUGGUGGAGUGUCAUGCAGUAAGAACUCAAGGCGGCUAGUCACUUUGUGUCUUUAGUCAGGAAGCAGAGAUAGACACAGGUACUUAGCUCACCUCCUUUUUAUUAAGUCCAAGACCCCAGCCCAUGGGGAGGUGACACUCAUGUUCAAGACAGGUCUCCAUCUAAACUAGCCCAGUCAAGGAACUCCCUUACAGCUACUCCCAGAGGUUUGCCCCAGGUGACUCUGGACCCUGUCAAGUCGAUAGUGCAUAUAGAUUUGGGGGCUGAGAGUAAAGCUCCAUGGCAAAACACUUGCUUGAAACCUGGGCUGGCUCUUCAACUUCACACGGGAAAGAAAAGUGUAUUUUCUUACUUUUUCUAAAUUUUAUUUAUGUGAAUGUGUGGACACGUCUGUGUCUUUGGAGGCCAAAAAAGGGAUCCCUAGCACUGGAGUCCCAGGUAGUUGUAAGCUGCCAGUGUGGGUGCUGGGAACCAACCUUAGGUCCUCUUAGAAUAGCAAACUAACCACUAAGCCACAUCUCCAGCCCCCAAAUGUGUCUGUGUUAUCGUUGUCUGUCUUUUUGAGACACAGUGUCUUAUGAAACCUUAACUGUCCUGGGACUCAAAAGGCUAGCCUCUAACUCACAGAGGUCCACCCGUCAUCCCUUUCCCUGCCCUAAAUGAUGGGAUUAAAGGUAUAUACCACCAUGUCAUGCCCUAAAUAUGUACUUUAAAAAAUGUGUUAUGUCUACAUUUGAAAAGUACUGCAAGGUGCUGAGAUACCAGUUCUCUCUGUCUCUGUCUCUCUAUCUCUGUCUCUCUAUGUCUCUGUUUCUGUCUCUCUCUCUCUGUGUGUGUGUGUGUUUCUUACAAUAAAGGUUAAGAAAUAAUGUAUAAACUAGGUGUGGUAGCACACACCUUUAAUCCCAGCACUUGGGAUGCAGAGGCAGGUGGAUCUAUGAGUUCAAAGCAAACGUGGUCCACAUAGCAAGUUCCAGGACAGCUGGGACUAGAUAAAGAAACCCUGUCUCAAACAUAUGUAUAGAUCACUUUUUUAAAAUGGAGGGUUUCAUCUAUAAAAUAAAGAUGUAAACUUUAUUUAAAAAUAAAUCUCUUUUAAGCUAUUUUCCGUAGUGCGGCACCACCACUGAGUUGUGAGACUAUCUUAAGUUCCAUCAGGAGAGACUGGCUUCCACCAUCCCAGAAACUGCUGACACAAGGCUGUGUAAGAUUGUUUAUACUGGGUUUGUCACCAGACUCUUCCCUUUAUCGUGUGACUUUUCCUGGGGGGGAAACAAAAAGCAUGUUGGAUACAAGAUGGCCAUAGUCAUAUCCAAGUGGAGAAAACAACUGCACCUCACAGGUUAGCCUUCUAAUGAUAACUCUUGAUUGGACAGUGAGUGUCUAAGGUGAUUUUUCUAUUUCUUCUGUGUUUAUUAUUUUUUGAGGAGAGGGUUAGUGUUUGUUUUGUUUUCUAGAGAGAGUUUCUCUGUGUAGCAGUGGCUGUCCUGGAACUCACUUUGUAGACCAGGAUAGCCUCAAAUUCAGAUCCACCUGCCUCUGCCUCCCAAGUGCUGGAAUUAAUAGCAUGCACAGACUCUGCCCAGCCUGUGUUUAUUCUUAUUCUAUGAUAAGAAGCAGCACCCUUUCCUCCGCUAUUGACUCCUAGAUCCCCAUAUUACCUAGUGUAAGGCAAGGAACUAUGGCCUGUUUUAUUUAUUUAUUUAUUUAUUUAUUUAUUUAUUUAUUUAUUUAUGUAUGUAUGUAUGUGUAUAGUGUUUUGCUUGCAUGUAUGUUGUGAGCUGCCAUGUGAGGUGCUGUGAACCUAAGUCCUCUAGGAGUGCUCCUCCCUGCUUAGCUAUCUCUCCAUCUUACUCUAAAUUAUGUGGUUGACACAUAAACUGUUUCAGUGUGUACAAUUUGAUGAGUUUUGGGAUACGUAUGCCCACAUGAAACUGUCACCUUUUCAGAGUGUGCUCCCACCCCUUCAUUAUUGCUGUGGCUUGGGUAUGGCUGAUGAAGUCAUUUAGCGUCAGGUGCGUUUAAGUGCGUGACACAGCUGUUAGCCAUGCUUUAAAGUCAAUGCCAGAACUCCUUCCUCUACAUUGUUGAGUGAUGGUGCCCUUGGACAUAACUGCCCUUGACAGACAGACACUUCCUACUCUGCUUUCGUGUGUGUUUCAGAGGCCGUGGGAAGGUGAAGUCAUGUAGUGUCUGUGGCUUAUUUCUGCAUGGUGUCGUCCAUGUGGUCACAAAAGACAGGACUGUUCCCUCUGAGAAGGAUAAGUGUGCAUGCAGACCAUGUUCUCUGUGCAUUCACCCAUCUAUGGACACUUUGCUCUUGUGGGUGCUCUGCAAUGGACAUGGUGGUGCUGUCUCUGGCACUGCAUCCUCAGUUCCAGCAGUGGGCUUACUGCACCCUGUGGCAUUUCUGUUGUUAGCUUGUUGAGGAACUUCCCCGCUGUUUUGCAUAAUGGCUGUACCAAUUUUCAUCCCACCCACACAGUACAAGGACUCCCUUUUGUUCACACCCUUGUCACUUGUGUUUGGUGUUAGCAGGAGCGUGCAGACAGGCAUGAGGCAAUGCCUCAGUGUGGUUUUCAUUUGCAUUCCCCUCAUGAUUAGUGAUGUGCAGCCUUUCCUCGCUCCUGUUGGCCAUUUUAUGUCUACUUUGGGGAAAAACUUACUCAAUUCCUUUGCCCCAUUUUGUUUUUUUAUCAAGUUUUGGGGUUUGUUGUUUGUUUUUCUGCUUAGUUGCAUGAGUUCCUUGUGUAUUUUCGUAUUAACCCCAUGUAAGAUCCAGGAUUCAAAUGUCUUCACCCAUCCUGAAAGCUGCCUUGUUACAUUUUAUUUUUUGCUGUGCAUGUGCCUUGGUGUACAUAUAGCCGUCAGAGGACAACUGAAAGGUAGGCACCAACCUUUGCUCUUGUGGGUGCUCUGCAAUGGACAUGGUGGUGCUGUCUCUGGCACUGCAUCCUCAGUUCCAGCAGCAACUGAAAGGUGGGUCCUGGGUAUUGAACUCAGGUCACGCUGGAACAAGCAUCUCUUCCCACUAAGUUAUCUUGCCAGCCCCUGGAGGCUGCCUUUAUACUGUUGUUUCUUUGUGGAGUCUUCCUAGCUCCAUGCUGUCCCACUUGUUUACUUUUUCAUCUCUCUGCUUUGGGAUUCAUAUCCAAAGACAUUGCCAAAUCCAGUGUCAGACAGCCUUUGCCCUGGGAUUUCCUACAGACCCACAGUGUCAGGGUUACUUUUUAGUCUUUGAUCAAUUGGGAGUUGGUUUUUAUGUGUCACUUAGGUGUCUAAUAUUAGUCUUUUAGCAUGUGGAUAUCUGGUUUUCCCAGCACUGCAUACUGAAGACAUGGUGAUUUCCCUAUUGUCUGCUCUUUGCACCCUGUGUAAGUAUUAACUGAUCGUGUCUCGAUCCUCUUAUCUGUUUGUUGUUCAUUCUGCUCUAAUGACUGCCACUGUAGUGUAGUCUGAAAUCAGGAGGAUGAAACCCUGGCUUUGUUUUUCUCAAGAUCACUUAGUUAUGGUCUUUUGUGAUAUAAAUGAAUUUGGGGUUUUUGUUUGUUUGUUUUAUUUUGUGUUUCCCCAUUUCUGUGGGAGGAAAUGCCAUUAGAUUGUGGUAGAGUGGUAGAGACUGCUUUGAGGGAUUGUGGGAAUAUGACACUUAAGACAGUGUAGAACAUAGUCUUUUUUUUUAAGAUUUAUUUAUUAUGUAUAUAGUGUUCUUCCUGCAUAUCAGAAGAGGACACCAGAUCUCAUUACAGGUGACUGUGAGCCAACAUUUGGUUGCUGGGAAUUGAACUCAGGACCCUUGGAAGAGCAGUCAGUGCUCUUCACCUCUGAGCCAUCUCCCCAGCCCAGGACAUAGACUUUUUGUCUGAUGUACAUGUGUCCACCCCAUUCUCUUUCCAUUACCACUUAUGUGGAUUGACUUUCCCAUUCUGUCUAUGUGUCCUUAACGGUACAGUGAGUCCCUGGUGUGCAGUGAUAGUUGGAUCUUGGGAAGGUGGGAAGGAGGCUUGUUCCCAUCUACCCACCUAUGUCUUGUGGUGGAGAGGUUAAGUUUUUUAUGUUAUCAGGGCUAGGAAUAUAGCAUCUUCGGGGGUUUUCUAGAUAACAACAGCAUGCAGCUUAGAUUUCAGUUCCUAGAACCGUGAAAAUGAGAAGUAAAGUUGCUUUUGCCAAGUAAGGCUAUUGCUGUUUUGUGAAUUGUCUUCUGCUGUAGGGGCCCUGACCCUUUGUUCCUCGCUGCUGUUUUUAUUUCAUUUUGUUUUUAUGAGUCUUUUGUACUGGUGUACUUUGUCUUAACUUGAAUCACAUGCAGAAACUACAUUACUGCUUCUCCACAGUAUACACACCCCCUUGCAUUUGGUUGUGUCACAAUUCACACCCCUUCCUUGAUGUAUCCACUAACAAUUUAAUGUAGCUGUUGUAUUUUGAAUACUUGUCGUUUAUGCUAGAGAUAAAAAUAAUUUUAAAACUC